Messenger RNA from Talaromyces proteolyticus, 3178 nucleotides. Its product is annotated as putative C6 transcription factor Prf. Bases 419 to 2923 code for a protein of 834 amino acids. Gene Ontology annotation, biological process: DNA-templated transcription; regulation of DNA-templated transcription. Gene Ontology annotation, molecular function: zinc ion binding; DNA binding; DNA-binding transcription factor activity, RNA polymerase II-specific. The transcript has 6 exons. The record is from RefSeq and is a predicted model, not a curated record. Gene Ontology annotation, cellular component: nucleus. NCBI's taxonomy places the organism in Eukaryota, Fungi, Ascomycota, Eurotiomycetes, Eurotiales, Trichocomaceae.
CCAAUAUCUGACGAUUGUUCUUAAGAAUUGCUGGGCUCAAUACUAUACAGUCUACGAACGUUCGCUAUGACUGUGGCCUAUCGCCCAUGAUACCUUACUGAAUAGCGACACAAAAUUGAUUCAGUCUUGCACCAUCUCAACCGCACGUAUUCGUCCGACCAGACCGCCUGCUAUUGCUCGUCGUAAGCCUAGGCUGCCUGCAUCGAUCCAAGCGACCCCAUCUUCCAACCUCGACGGUUUCCGCAUAUUAUAGGGAUAUUAUUGAACAAAUUGCUAGCAUUAUCGCCACUUGAUUGUAUUACUGGGGCUUAGUGAGAUUUCGCUCAUCGAUACCAUCAGCAUAUUUUCGACCGAGUUCGCCUACGAGCGUUUUCAGCCAUCAAAAGUAUACCGAGUUGUCGACAUUCUAUGGCCGACCAUGACAUCUCGGAAUGAUAGCUCAUCGAACGAGGGUUCUGGGGAACCUAUGUCUCAAGAUUCAUUCCAGCCCCAACGCGGAAAUGCUGGUGGCAACACAAACGAAGACGAUAAUAACUUUAUCCCACGCCCGAAAAGAAUGGCAUGCGUUAUUUGUCGGAAGAGAAAGUUGAAAUGCGAUGGAAUAAAGCCCACUUGUGGGACAUGUGCCCGCGUGGGCCACAAUUGCGCCUAUGAUGAAGUUCGCAAGAAGAGCGGCCCAAAGCGAGGAUACGUCAAGCAGCUAGAGGCAAGACUUGCGCAGGUCGAGACGUUUAUUAGAAAUAAGGAACCAGAAAACCCAUCGGCUAGCCGACAGACCCCUCCCAAUCCGUUGGAAUCAUUUCAGAGACCGUCAGAUAUAUCAUCUAUGUCAAAUAACUCUUUCCAGCAACUCUUAGAAGGGCUGGGCCAGACUCAACUCUUCCAAAACUCUGUUCCUGCAGAUUCAAAUAAUUCGGAAUCCUCGUGGGAAGUAAUCAGUUUGGGGUUAGAAGAGCCACUACCGACUCAGGAAGUUAUGGAUGAACUGACUAGACUGUACUUCUCAAAAGUACACCCCUCCACGCCAAUGAUUCAUCGCCCUCGUUUCUAUGCUGCCAUGAACUUGGCUCCUAAUAUGCGCCCUCCGGUCUGUUUGCGCUAUAUCAUGUGGGCAUUGACCGCCUCUAUUACACCGAAAUACGCCUUUUUGGAAGAACAUUUUUACGCGCGUGCCCGAAAGUAUAUCCAAUUGGAUGAGAUGAAAGGUCACGGAGAGCACAUCGUCAGUGUAGCUCACUGUCAAGCAUGGUUGUUGAUCUCACUGUACGAAUUUAAACAAAUGCUAUUUCCAAGAGCUUGGAUUAGUGUUGGGAGAGGGGCGAGACUGACAGCGAUGAUGUGCUUCAAUCGUCUAGAUGGAGUUGGUUUGGACGUCAAGCAUUGCAUUCCACCGCCUCGCGACUGGAUUGAGAGAGAAGAAAGACGCCGAACGUUUUGGAUAGCCUUCUGCCAUGACCGUUAUGCUAGUAUUGGUACGGGGUGGCCUAUGAUAUUUGACGAGAGAGACAUUAUGACGAAUCUUCCUGCUAGCGAGGAUGCUUUCGUGACUGGCAAGGCCGAGGUAGCACCAACAUUGAAAGAUGUUUUGGCUGGCGAUAUUGCAAAUUUAUCUCCUUUAGGGAGCGUGGCUUUGAUGUCGUGCAUUUUCGGUCUUAAUCUCACCCAUCUCCAUCGUCCUGACUCCCAGGAUAGGGAAGGCGAUGUGAAUGGUGAAUUCUGGAAACGGCACCGGGCUUAUGACAACAUACUCUUGAAUAUCUCACUCUCGCUACCGAGCUCGCUUCGUUUACCACAUGGCAUCUCAGACCCGAACAUCAUUUUUGCCAAUAUGAGUAUCCAUACAUCGACGAUUUGCUUACAUCAAGCUGCUAUUUUCAAAGCUGAGAAGAACAAAUUCCAAAAUCAAAUUGCGGCAGAAAGCAAAAGACGGUGUAUCAUCGCCGCGGAUCAGGUUGCGAGUAUAAUGAAGAUGGUCAGCCAUACAGAUUUAUCUUUGAUGAACCCUUUUGUCGCGUUUUGUCUUUACGUUGCUGCUCGGGUUUUCGUACAAUAUCUUAAAUCACGAGCGGAUGACCAAGCUGUCAAAUCCUCAUUGCAUUUCCUGCUUACUGCAUUGAAUGCAUUGAAACAGUACAGUUCCCUCACGGAAUCAUUUUUGAUUCAAUUAGAUGUUGAUCUGGCGGGGAGCGAGUUUGGCCUUUCAACGACAAAUAAUACGUCUCAAAAGCAAAAGGAACCAUUCGAUGAGUGUUCCACAAUUGCUAAUAUACGCCUAGAGAAUGCCACGGAGAUUGGCAAUACCAAUUCCCCCGACAGCCGAGGUGGCUCUGUUUCAUCCCAGAAUAUUGGCUCUGUCCCAAGCCGACAGCGCGGUUACAAUUUGAAUAACCCCGGAUCUACUAAUAGAUCUGUGAAUUCAAAUAGUAAUGCAAGUCCUGGAAUUGAUGAGAAUCAGUUAUGGCCGAACAAUGAAAUGAACAUCUCUCCCUCUUUUAACCUCAGUGACAAUCCGUCUGGGUCUGAUAAAGCCUCACCCGCCACCAUGAACUCAUCGAAUGCUGCUAUUACUCCCUCAAGCAUGGACAAGCCAUUGUCAACUACUCAGCCGCAAAAUGACAAUAUCAACAAGAGCUCGUCCAUUCCUGAUAUAGCGUCUUUCAACCUCGAUGGCAAUGAUCCAUCCCACCACUUCAGUGGCUCGACUCCACACUUCUUCGAUACGGCAACGAUGAACGUCGAUAUCGACUCAACAGGCAUGGAAAACCCAUUUGCCCUAAAUGCAGGCUGGUCACAUCCACUGGAGCAACCUACAGGGUUCGAGGACGCUUCGCUUAAUAAUAUGGUCGAUGAUUUAGAUCCCCUUUCUAAUCGUCAGUUCGAACAAAUGCUGCAAGGCAUGGGUUGGAACGGAUGGCCCCAAUGACAGUCUUUAUUUGGAAACCAGGCGGCAAUCUUUCUUGUCAAAUUUGAUGAUAUAUAUAGAAAUAUGUAGAGCUGGACAUGUUCUGGGAUUUGGGGCUGGCGGAGUACAUUUGGCAAAUCUCGAAGAUAUCCACGAUCGUUAUGUUAUGCACCUGUUGUGAUUUGCUAUUUGAUUUGAGUAUAUACUUUACCGCAUAAUAAUUUCUCACAUAAUAACAUUUUGAAUAGCUAGAAAUUCUAAGAGGUUCAUUCAGCG